Mizuhopecten yessoensis (Yesso scallop) is the source of this 3389-nucleotide messenger RNA. RefSeq lists its product as uncharacterized. The record is from RefSeq and is a predicted model, not a curated record. NCBI's taxonomy places the organism in Eukaryota, Metazoa, Mollusca, Bivalvia, Pectinida, Pectinidae. Gene Ontology annotation, biological process: regulation of apoptotic process. The transcript has 5 exons. Bases 133 to 2925 code for a protein of 930 amino acids. Gene Ontology annotation, molecular function: protein binding; ADP binding.
CACCAGGAAAUGUCUCUUCCGUGUUGUAUUUAUAUACGGUGCCUUAUCCAGACCACCUGAAAGUAUAUUCACGAAGUUGAAGGAGGUUGGUCAUAGGUUGAAGAUGAAAAGUGUGAAAUAAUAGCUAGGAGGAUGGAUGAAGACCCAUUUCGUGUCUUUCUCUGUAAAGAGAUUUGUCAAAAUCUUGGAUCGGAGGACAUCAAUGGCAUGGUUUUUUGCAUCAAAACUGAGGUUAACAACCAGGAGUUAGAAGGAAUAAAAAAUUCAGGGACAAAGUUGAUGGAAGUGGCGAUGAAAGCGAAUCUGUUUACGGAAUCUGACACAUCACGUUUGGAGACCAUGCUUGAUGCGGUUGGAAGGAAAGACCUGGUAGAAAAAGUCAAAGAAUACAGGAAGAACCUAACGGUUUUAUUUCCAUCGGUCGAAGCUCCUUGCAAUCUAGAAGAACAUGUGAUUGGAAGAAAGGACACGAAAACACGGACAUCAAAAAAACUUGAAACAGCAAUGAAAACAGAAGACGUGAUUAUACUUUCGGGUGUAUUGGGAUCUGGGAAGACUCAGCUUGCCAUAAAUUACGGGAACGAGUUUCACGAUAAGCAUCCAACUUCAGCUGUUUGGAUGGUACGCUCGAAAGACCAGGCAUCUCUGCAGAAAUCCCUGACAACGCUGGCAGAUAAACUUGGUGUCCUCAAAGGAAAAGAUACAUGUAAGGAGAGUGAAAAUCCCAUCAACAAACUGGGAGAUAUACUUGCAAAUGCUCUGAUGGGAAAAACAACACACAUUAUCAUCUUUGAUGAUGUUAAUAAAGACUGUCAAAAGAUUGUGGAAAACCUUAUCAGGAAAUUUGUACCUUUGAAAAAAACUCAGGGAUUCAUAAAAGUUAUCGUCACCACUAUGGAUGAUCUGCUGAAGAUGCCAAGAACAAACUGCAUCUCCGUAAGCGGAUUUACCGAGGAAGAAGCAGUAACUUUCUUAAGAAGGAACAACACUUGUACAGAUUCCGAAACAGAUGCACUAAAAAAGUUAGCAAGCCGUAUGAGUUAUCUCCCGUUAGGAUUAAGCUGCGCGAAAACGUACAUGAUUAACUGUCACAAAAGCGGAAAAUCCUUUUUGGAACUUUUAAAAGCCAACACACUAGAACAACUCGACGAUAAACUUAAACAGCUUGAUGAAAGUCAACGUGGUUUUUUCAGUAACUUGAAUACAUUUAUCAGAAUUAUGGAGAAAGAUUUGGAUAAAGAUGCAACAGAAAUGUUUCAAAUGACCCAGUUUCUAGAAAAUGAAAACAUACCAAUUAUAUUGUUUGACCUGUUGUCACCGUCUUCCGAAAGAUGCAACGAGGGCAUUGCUGGAGAAAUUCAGCACGAUGAUGUCGAAACGUGCUCUUCUCUUAGCACUGAUUCAUUAGUCCAGGCUGUACAGAAGUUUUCGUUUGGAACCGUUCAGGGAAUCGACGACAAAAGACUGCUCAACACACAUACAGCAGUAUCACUUACGUUACAAGCCUUCACUGACGAGAAAAGGAAGAGACGACUACUGAACAGGUUGCUUUGGACGUGUGCAUUGAUUUUGGACAAAGAUAAUCGACACCAAGACGACUACAACCGCAUGGCAUCUGUCCUUCCUCAUGCCAGAUCUGUCCUCAUGCACGCAGAGAAUAUUAUGGAAAAAGAUACCGAAACGUGUUUGUUGAUGGCAUUUGUUAACGACCUGGUGGCAUAUACUAGCAAUUUUGAAGGUUUGCUUGGAUUGGAGAAAUACCACUCCGACAUAGCUCUUCAAUUCUGUUACAAAGUUAUGGAGACAACAGAAAAAGACAUUGAUGAAGAGGUGUCUGACAAACAUGUACUUACAACACAUGAAACACAUCGUGAAUUCGCGAAAGCAAAAGCAACUGUUAUAGAUGAGAAAUUGACCGGGAUCCGACUGCCUCACGAACGAGAGAUUGAAAAAUUUAUAAGACACUUCAUCCUGCACAAGAGAAGAACUAAAAAAGAUGUCAAAAUACUGACAGAAUGCGUAAACAAUUACAAGGAAGUUGCAUUGACUAUGCAACAGUAUGAAGCCCUAUGCGAGAAGAAGAAGGCUGUCCAACUUACAGAUCUAAUGGACCAUUUCAUCAAAGAAAUGAUCUUGUCCAUAUUUUACACAUAUGGUCGACACAUAUUUUACAGAGGAAAGUAUUCAGAAGUUGAACAGAAACGCAAAUUCUGUCACUAUUUGUUUCUGGCUGAUGAAUUCGGAGAAAUUAUGCGGAGCAAAUGUCAAGAAUCCUUACCCCUUUACUGCAUGCUUGCUAAGUUAAGCGGUACAUUGGAGUUAGUCUUUGAAGAUAUACCUGAGUUAGAGCUGGCCACUGUCAACAACUUACAGCAUACAGCUAGAACACUUGAACAGCUUCUGAAUGACAAGUCUUGCUAUUAUAUCUUCGGCAUUUUCAAAAUGCAUGCACCUUCAGACAACAUCCACAGAUCCGUGUGUCUGAAACAGCUACUGAGGACUUACCUGUCACUUCUAACGCUGUGUGAAAACACUCGGAGCGAUAAAACGGAAAUCGUCAAGAAAGGGAAGGAAAUUAUAAAGAAACUGGAAAACGUUAAAUUCGUUUCCUAUGAUGCGAAGAAUGGCGGAGUAUGGUCACGAGUUGGUCAAUUUCAAUUUGCUGCAGGAGAUACCAAAGCGGCGGAAAACGCAUACAAGCUUGUGUGUCCUCCCAGCCUUUUAGAGGGUGAAGUUAAGUCCAGGUUUGUCUCAAAGCAUGAACUCACAGCGGCAUAUGGAUUGGCUGAUUGCUAUGACAAAGAAGAAAAGAAAGAACAUGCAAAAUGCAUUCUGCAGAGGCUUCUCAAAAUGCUCCCAGAUAUUCAAAAUCAAGAGAAGGAAAAUGUACGAAAACGCAUUUGCUCAUUAGACUCCAAGAGCUAAUAUGUAAAACAUUUUCAUGGAUAUCCUUUAGGAUUUUGUCUUUAUAUGUAUUGUAUUUGUUACUAUUUUGCUUAUUACUUAUGUUUAUGUGAGCUUGUUCUGAAAAAUAUAUGGGCAGAUGAAUGUUGUUAAAAAGAUGAUAGUCUGUUUCUGAGUAGUUUUGACAGUAUUUAUCUGUAUUUACCUGUGAUUUUACCUGUUGUUAACCCUUCUAUCUAAGGUGGUUUUCUAUCUAAGCUAGAAGCUGAUCACAUUUAAUUCAAUAUUACAUCACAUUAGAUAUUUAGAUUUUUAAACAGAUGUUAAAAUUUAAUAUAUUUCAAUAUUAACGGUGAUAUAUACACAUCAAUCCGCCUGAAGGAGCCCUAGAAGACAGAAAGUCCUAGCGGUACAUCUUACAUAUGUAUUAAUUUAUUAAAUAAACAUAUAUAUUCAAUAUUAAAUAUAUCCAUUUUGAAGUCCUU